UUUUUUUUGGCGUCUCUCUUGACAUACUUUUAUUUACUGUGGAAAAGCGGGUAGCUCACGACUCUCUAUAUACUUUUUAGCCAAACUUCCAGAGAGUUAGCUAACUAAUAAACAAGAAAUCCACCUGGGGACGAGCCAGGCGUCGAGAGGAGGGUUUUGAAGGCGGGGGAUCGAACUCUAGAAGGAAGUUGAGCCGCCUUAUAAAGCGGAGCGCCGUGUGUGUCUGGAUGUCUGCUGGAGUUUGCUGAUCCGAGGCGCAAAACGCGUUUCCGCCCACAAAAAAGAUGGCGGCUCCCUUACUGCAGAAACUGUCGGAGUCCUUAGGUUCUCCAGAACCCGCGGUGCGGCUCAUUUUGUCCAUUUUGAUCGGCUAUCCUUGUGCAGCGGUGUACCGGCAGUUCUUGUUCCACCAGCCAGCCACAGUCCUUCACCUGUUCCACUUGUUCUCCGGUUUGGCUCUAGCAGCUUUUAACUUUGCAGGAGCUCAGCUUUAUCACUCUGCAGUAUGUGUCUUAGUUCAGUUCCUGAUGUUGAGACUAAUGGGGAGGACGGUAACGACCGUUCUAAGCAGUUUUACCUUCCAAAUGUUUUACCUGCUGGCCGGGUAUUAUUACACAGCAACAGAGCAGUACGACAUUAAGUGGACGAUGCCUCAUUGUGUCCUCACACUUAAACUCGUCGGUUUGGCGUUUGAUUACUAUGAUGGAGGAAAGGAACCGUCCAAACUCAGUGCAGAGCAGAGAAUCGGCGCCCUGUCGUCGGUGCCCUCGCUGCUGGAGGUAGCCGGCUUUUCCUACUUUUAUGGGGGCUUCCUAGUGGGCCCCCAGUUUACACUGCGCAGCUACCAGAAGCUGGUGGCAGGGGAGCUCUCCGACUGCCCCGGACAGCCUCCCAACAGUGUUUUCCCUGCAAUGAAGAGGUUUGCACUGGGCUUUUUCUUCCUGGUGAUAUAUGCAAUAUUUGGUCCCUAUUACCAAGACAGCUAUUACCUAACAGAUGAGUUUGAGGCUCAGCCUUUCUGGUAUCGCUGCGUUUUUAUUCUCCUCUGGGGAAAAGUCAUGUUGUAUAAAUAUGUCAGCUGUUGGGUUAUAGCGGAGGGUGUGUGUAUAUUAACCGGCCUGGGCUACAACGGAAUGGUGGACGGGAAGCACCAAUGGGACGCCUGUGCUAACAUGAAGGUGUGGCUAUUUGAAACCACCCCUCUUUUUGGAGGAACCAUCGCCUCUUUCAACAUCAACACCAACGCCUGGGCGGCCAGGCAUGUGUUCAAGAGGUUGAAGUUCCUGGGCAACAAGACCUUGUCUCACGUCAGCACGCUGCUCUUUUUGACUAUCUGGCACGGCCUUCACUCUGGGUACAUCUUGUGUUUCUCCAUGGAGUUCUUCAUCAUCACUGUGGAGAGACAGGCUCAGGCGUUGGUGCGGGACAGCCCCCUGCUGACGAGACUGGCCAACAGUCCUCUCUACCCCCUCAUCUACGUGGUGCAGCAGUUCCUCCACUGGCUGUUCAUGGGCUAUCCUCUGGUGGCGUUCUGCCUAUUCACCUAUGACAAAUGGCUAAAGGUGUAUUCUUCCGUCUACUUUUGCGGCCAUGUGUUUUUCCUCGUGGCCUAUUUAAUCCUGCCAUACCUCCGUAAAGCUCUAGUGCCUAAAAAAAGAACAGAGUGAUGGUAAAAGCGGAACUAAAACCUGGUUCUAAAAUUUUGCAUGGCCUGUCUAAGGCUGAAUGUCCUCUGAAGGGAACUGUGACUUUCAAGAAGCAGAACGGAAACUAUUUUAAGGCCUUUAUUAAUAUAUAUGUGAAUAUAUGUCCAUGUAAAAAUAAAUUUAUAUAUAUUUUUGUGUUUUUUCGGUGGGAGAGGAUUUUAUGAAACAUUUAAGGAAAUGUUUACAGGAAAUUACCAUUGUGCCAUGUGGGGUAAAUAUCAGUUGAUUUUGGGGCAACUGCUUUUUUGGAAGUUUUUUUUUUUCCCGAACUUUUGAAAAUUUGGAGACUUGUCCGAGGAAAACCGGACUGGAGUCGCAGGUUCGCUUUUCCUUCCUCAUUUUUUGUUCAGGUACUCGCACUUAACAGGUUUAAGCACAAAACCGCGGUGUGUGACAGUUCCUGCUGUGUUGAUGAAUCUUAUAGUUAGUUGCUGAACAAGUUUGAUACCGAUAACUAUUUGAUUUGUUGUGUGACUGGGUGCUAGUGGUUCUAUAAGCUCUGUCAACUGCACACUGUACACUAACACCAGACUCAGUCAGUGUGGCCUUUAUUAUUAACCAUCAUUUGUGCCCUUUUUUCUGGAAUUUAACUUAUGAUCAAAAAAAUGACUUUUUUUUAAGGGUUUUAUAAAUAUGUUGUAGUUUUUGGAAAAGUUUCAUGAAACGUUCAGCAGUUCUUCAUGUGGUUUUGCUCUUUUCCACAUGUUGUCUUUCUCUUUUGUUUUUGUUUCCUGGUUGAGUCUGUGCCAUUCCUCUGUACGUCUGCCUGCCCCUCAAACCGAAAUGCACAAAUGUGAAAGACGAUCCGUAUGAAUCAGUUUCAGUUCCUCCUGUGUUCAGUUCCAUGUCUUUGAGUACGGUUUUGGAUUUCAGAGUAAAAUCCUGGCAUUUGUGGUAGAAUGAGGAAGGUCAUGCUGCAAGAUUCCUGCUCGGAAAAAUACACUUUUUUUUAAAUAAUUUCUGGAAUCUGGAGAUAUUGGACCACCUUGCACACUGAAGGAAGGCUUGUGUUCUGCUGCCCACACCACAGUCCUUUCACUCAGAGGGGAGAGGCCAAACCUCACUGUAGCCAGGCCCAGAUUUUUAGUCAUAUUUAUACACAAGAUGCUGAUUAAUAAACAAAUGAACUGAUAUUUAAAAAUGUUUUUUAAAACCCUUUGUAAAUUUAUAAAUUAAACUUUGAGAAGAAAAUGGAGGUGGGGUGAUUUUCAAAUAAGAUUUUGUAUUGUUCAAUAAAAUGCUGUUUAAAGUAA
Molecule: messenger RNA, 2959 nt
Organism: Oryzias melastigma (Indian medaka)
Lineage: Eukaryota; Metazoa; Chordata; Actinopteri; Beloniformes; Adrianichthyidae
Gene: lpcat3
Product: lysophosphatidylcholine acyltransferase 3
Exons: 13
Coding region: 285-1667 (460 amino acids)
Biological process (GO): lipid modification; phosphatidylcholine biosynthetic process
Cellular component (GO): membrane
Molecular function (GO): lysophospholipid acyltransferase activity; 1-acylglycerophosphocholine O-acyltransferase activity
Source: RefSeq, a predicted model, not a curated record